CAUAGCUGGGGAGUAGGAACUAGAUGAUCUUUAAGUCCCCUUCCUACCUAGGCCUAUCUAUGGUUCUGUGAUUCUAUGAUUCUAUGAUAAUGACAUGUUCUUCGGACCAGGUGUCUGACUCAUUUCCUUCUGGGGUGUCAUGUCACCACAAGACGAGCUUUCCAAGGCCCAAGAGAGUGUUUCAGUCCGUGGCAUGUAGCAAGGGAGAUGUUUCCACUCGUUCCCUGGUUGCCAUUGUUGUAAGCACAUGAUGCAUGUCAUGGAAGGUUUCCAAGAGUGUGAUAUAAUCCACCUGCCAGGUCUCCCCAUAUUUAUAUUUCAACCAUCGUCCUCCAUACAAAAGAGGGUUUAUACACCACUCAGAGGAGGGUGACAAAGCUGGUGAGGGGUCUGGAGCACAGGCCUCAUGAGGAGCGGCUGAGGGAACUGGGAUUGUUCAGUCUGGAGAAGAGGAGGCUCACAGGUGAUCUUAUCGCUCUCUGUGGGAUGCAACACUCAGAAAGAAAGAUAUUCCCAAACUGAUAAUGGAAGAUGUUUCCAAAAAGCACCGGGAUAAUGCUGACAGAAGAGGAAUAAGGGAAAGUUUGAAAAGGCAUUCCUGAAGCAAGAAGAGGAGAAUGCAAAACCCAAUUUCUACAUAACGCACUAAUGAAAAUCUACAGUUUACUAUUGAAGACACAGAGGAAAUACAUGGGCAAUUAGAGGUGUUUUAAUCAGAGAAGAGGAAAGGCCUGUGCACUAAUGUCAAAUGUAGAGCAUAAAGGGUGGACGGGAAUGAAGGGGAAGGUACAGCGAAUUACGAACAGGAGAAGGAGGUAAAAUCUGAAACAUGGGUGGGUGCUGUGGGGGCGGACAGCCCAUGGUGACGUCCCUGAGCAACAGGCUGUGGCAUCACCGGGCGACGGAUUGUGACUGCUUAGCUCGCACUGCUCAUACCGGGGUGCUGGCAGAGCCUGGCUCAGUCUGGCUCGUUCCUGGACCCUGCUGAGCAGCUCUGCGAGGCUUGGACGUCGAGCAAGGUUUUGGCUGUGCUUUGCCGGGUCGUGCCUGGGGCUGCUAGCAGCAUCUCAGUGCCUGAUCCCACAGCAUCGCUUCUGUUUCCCUGGCCCUGCCUAGAGCAGGCAGCUGGGGCCCUACGGAGCACACCCGCAGCAGCGGAGGUGAGUGGCGUGGGGAUGCAUGGGUCCCCUGGGGUUACAGGGAGUUACAUUCACAACUUGGUAUUGAACCUCAUCCUGAGCCUCAGUAGACAAACCCUGAAACUGCCUUUUGCUCAGCGGCCUGUGUCAUGCCUGGAAGCCCAGAUGACUGCGAGGCAAGGGCAGACCUCCCCCAGGAGACCUCCAUGCCAGCUGGGGAAGGGUCUGGAGAACAAGUCUUGUGAGGAGUGUCAGAGGGAAUGGGAGUUACUUAGCCUAGGGAAAAGGGGAGUCAGGGGAGACCCUACCGCUCUCUACAGUUGCCUCAGAGGAGGUAGUACGGAGGUGAGGAUCGGCCUGCUCUCCCACAAAACAAGUACAGGACAAGAUGAGAUGGCAUCAAGUUGCACCGGGAGAGGUUUGGGUUGGGUGUUAGGAAAGGUUUCUUUACUAAGAGGCUUGUGAAGCAUUGGAACAGUCUGCCCCCAGGGAAGUAGCCGAGUCCCCAUCCCUGAAGGAAUUUGAAGGACAUGUAGAUGUGGUCCUUGGGGACGUGGUUUAGUGGUAGCCUUGGCAGUGCUAGGUUAACGUUGGGGCUUUAUGGUCUUAGGUCUUUUCCAACCGAGAUGAGUCUACGAUGUCACUCCACAAUAGGCUGUGUCAUCACUGGGUGAUGGAUUAUGACACAGAAGUCCUCACUGCUCAUACUGGGGUGCCAGCAGGGCUUGGCUCAGUCUGGCUCGUCCCUGGACCCUGCUGAGCAGCUCUGCGAGGCUUGGAGGUCGAGCAAGGUUUUGGCUGUACUGUGCUGGGUCGUGCCUGGGGCUGCUAGCAGCAUCUCAGUGCCCGAUCCCACAGCAUCGCUCCUGUUUCCCCGGCCCUGCCUAGAGCAGGCAGCCGGGCCCCCGCAGAGCACAUCCGCAGCAGCGGAGUGCGCGACACCACCGCUGCAGCUCCGGUGAAGGAGAACAACUCGUCAUCCUCAGUUCUCCCAGCCCGCUGCAGCGAAACCAUGGCCGCAGAAGAGGCAUGGACAUGCUCCAUCUGCCGUGAUGUGCGACGGGACAUCGCAUACGCGAUUCCGUGCAAUCACGUGUUCUGCCUCGGCUGCAUCCACCGGUGGGCGAGGCUGAGAGACAGCUGCCCACUGUGCCGGAUGGCCAUGAAGACCACCCGGGUCUCUGUGCGGGGAGAAAACCAAUACGUGGAGUGCAUCGUCUCCCCGCCCGCAGUGCCAGUGCCCGCUGGCUUUGGCCCCGCCACCGGCCCCAGCAGCACUGCGGCAUCUGCUCCACCCUCUGCACCACCGUCCCCUGAGCCGGUGGCCGCGGAGCCGGAGAGAGUGGGCGGCCUCCUGCCAGAUGACUGGGCAGCACUUUUCAGGGUGAGACGUGACAUCCUCGACCCAGUGCUGCCCUGGCUGCAGCAGGAGUUAUGCCGCAACCAGGAGCUUGGCUGGUGGAAGAUCAACUGGCUGAAGAGCAUGAUCCUGGCAUUCCUGUGCCAGGUGGGGCCAGACAGGGACCUCCUGGUGCAGUGCGCAGAGCACGCCCUGGGGCCUACCACCGCACCGCUCAUCGACGCUCUCAUCGGAACCAUCGAGAGCCGGUGCAGCCAGGAGGCCCGGAGGCUGCUGGGCCUCGAAGACCCCAGCGCCUCCCUGGAGCAGGAGGACGGCCCUGAAGACCCCAGUGCCUCCCUGGAGCAGGAGGACGGCCCCGAAGACCCCAGCGCUGCCCAGGAGCUGGAGGGCAGCCUCGCGGCCCAGUCCGCUCCCGCCACCUCCCCGCCGGGGACCGUCGCCUCCGGCAGCUCCGCGGGUCCCAACGUGGAGGAGCUCCCCGGCACGUCCAGCGGGGCCCUCGGCGGGGGUGCUGGCGAGCCGGGUCCCGAGGCAGCCGGUCCCUCUGAGCAGGGCCGCAGCCGCGGCCCCUCCGCUCGCGGCCGGGGCAGGAAGCGCUCGGCUGGGGGGCCCCGGCGCCCCACAAAGAGGAGGGCCGGCAGCGCCCAGCGCGCUCCUCUGCCCUGCAAGAGGCGGCCCCCCCGGCGCCUCUAGCGGGGCUUACACUCAUUUCCAAUAAAAGAUGCAAACGCAGAAGCACGUGUUGUUCCUAAUCUCCGUCCUUCCAGACGCUUCCCUAUUCGGGCCUCCGCCUUCACGCAGCGGCGUUCACGGGGCGGGGCGUCCUCGCACCUCCCCCGCCCCAUUCACCGCUGUGUUCCGUGCCUCGCGCGUGCGCCCCUGUGCUGCCUUUCGGCUCCCCUCGCGCUGGGUAGC
Numida meleagris (helmeted guineafowl) is the source of this 3417-nucleotide messenger RNA. RefSeq lists its product as uncharacterized. The record is from RefSeq and is a predicted model, not a curated record. Gene Ontology annotation, molecular function: ubiquitin protein ligase activity. Gene Ontology annotation, biological process: protein monoubiquitination; protein polyubiquitination. The coding region runs from base 2152 to 3195 and encodes 347 amino acids. NCBI's taxonomy places the organism in Eukaryota, Metazoa, Chordata, Aves, Galliformes, Numididae. The transcript is spliced from 3 exons.